AUGUCGAGAGAAAACACCACUAGAAGUUUGGACAGCAUAGACCUUUCUGCACUGAGAGAUCCCGCAGGUAUUUUUGAGCUGGUGGAGGUGGUAGGCAAUGGAACCUACGGUCAAGUGUACAAGGGUCGUCAUGUCAAAACCGGCCAAAUGGCAGCGAUCAAAGUCAUGGAAGUCACAGAGGAGGAAGAAGAGGAAAUAAAGCUGGAGAUCAACAUGUUAAAGAGUUAUUCCCACCAUAGAAACAUUGCUACCUAUUAUGGAGCUUUUGUUAAGAAAAGUCCUGCUGGACAGGACCAUCAGCUCUGGCUGGUGAUGGAGUACUGUGGAGCUGGCUCGGUGACAGACUUGGUAAAAAAAACAAAGGGUAACUGUCUGAAAGAGGACUGGAUUGCAUACAUCUGCCGAGAGGUGCUCAGGGGUCUUUCCCAUCUCCAUUCCCAUCAUGUGAUUCACAGGGACAUUAAGGGACAGAAUGUUUUGCUUACAGAGAAUGCCGAAGUAAAACUUGUGGAUUUUGGGGUUUCCGCGCAAUUAGACAAGACGAUUGGUCGACGAAAUACCUUCAUAGGAACUCCCUAUUGGAUGGCACCAGAGGUCAUUGCAUGUGAUGAGAAUCCAGAAGCCACAUAUGACUACAGGAGUGACCUCUGGUCUUUAGGCAUCACUGCUUUAGAGAUGGCAGAAGGAGCCCCUCCUCUGUGUGACAUGCAUCCUAUGAGAGCUCUGUUUCUUAUUCCACGCAACCCUCCACCAAGGCUUAAAUCUAAAAAAUGGUCCAAGCGCUUUCUGUCAUUUAUUGAUACCUGUCUAGUCAAGAACCACCUCCACCGACCCACAACGGACGUCCUGCUGAGGCAUGCCUUUAUAAGAGAUUUGACUAAUGAAAGACAAGUUCGCAUCAUGCUCAAAGAUCACCUUGACAGAACCAGAAAGAAAAAGGAGAAAGAUGGCCCAGAGUACGAGUACAGUGGAAGUGAAGAGGAAGAAGAUGAGAUCACAGAGGAGGAAGGAGAGCCAAGCUCCAUCGUGAAUGUUCCUGGCGAAUGGACACUACGGCGGGAGUUUCUGCGUUUACAGACAGAAGAUCGAGAAGAGUGCAGGCAGAGGAGCCACAGAGUUGGUGUAGAUCAGCAGAGACAACAGCAAAUAGUAGAGCAAGAAUUAUACAAGCAGCAAUUACUCGCUGAUAGACAGAGGAGGAUUCAACAGCAACUUGAAAAACGACAAAUUUUAGAAGACGAACAGAUGCGAAAGUUGUCUGAUGCUGCCUUGCAGUGGGCAGAACUACAAGAACUUAUGCUUGGGGAGGAAUCUGAAAACCAUGACAAUAGAAUCUUAAAGAAGGACAAAUACCAGAGAAAUGACAGAACGCAGGACCAGUGGAUUGCUGAUGUGUCUAUUAGACCUCUGGACUCGGAGCAGAGAGCAGUGGUUCCAAACCAGCUGCUUCAGCUUAAAGCCAAGCAGUCUCAGCUUCAUCUUCAGUCAUCAGCCAAACCCCAGCCUCUGAGCCAGCAUCAGCAGCCCUCGUCGGGCAGGAGAUCCCACCGCACCCUGCCUAAAGACCAAACGCAGCUCCUGUCCCUGCAGCAUGACCACAGACACAGGGAAAGAGAGCGGGACAGGGAGAAGCAAAGAGAAAAGCCAGAGGCAUCUGUCCAAAAGCUAAUGGCUAACAGCGGGAACACAGGCGCUCCUGCCGCUACCACUGCUGCUUCCUUGUCCAGCUGCCCCACAAACUGUCAGCGCUCAGCGAUGGACCAGGAUUCAAAUUUAGCCAAGAUGCUUUUAGCUGCUGGCUUGCCCAGUGUGAUGCAGUCAAGGCUAGGCUCUGGUAGCAGUUCUAGUCCUUGUACCCCAGCCAUGCAAAGAGCUCACAUCAACCAGAAUGCCAAUUUGCACUCGAGUCGAGUUGCCUCUCACAGCAGCUCUUUGUCAAAUAUGGCUAUCUCAGCAUUGUCCCCUUUCACGCCUGUGUCACCCUCUGAUGAUGUCUUCUGGGACUCUGAGACGCCACCCAAGGUCCCUGAACGUACUACCUCUAAGUUCUACUGCAGAGAACUGGUGAAAGCACACAAGAGGGCUGCUUCCAGUGGCAGCCCUGUACUCAUGACAGAUAAAGGUUUCAGGUCUGUGUCUCAUGGGGUGUCUGUCAGCAUUAAUCAUUCAGACAACUUCAAGCUGGAGAGUCCACGUAUGCAACAGCGUCUUCAGCAGCACAGACGGCAGCAGAAGGACAUCACUGGCAGACAUUUACAAAGUGUCAAGACAGUUCUGAGCCCGUUCAACAAGGCCACAGAAUACUCCUCCUCCAGCGACGAAUUUGGGAGUAGCGAUGAAGAAGAGAGGAACAGUUGUGGCUUACCCAGUGAAAAGGGAAAUAAAUGCCGAAAACAAAUACCAGAUGGCAUUGUGCUGCAGCCUCAUCACAAUCUUAACCAGUGAUUUUUGUGUGCUCCAUAAAUUCCUCAGAUGACAGCAAGUGAUACCUACAUGCUGCCAGACCUUUUACAGAAAAUCUCUUCAUCAAGUCCUUCGUGUAAUGCACUAAGCCAGCAGCAGUGGAUGCGAGAACAAAGUUACACACAGUCACCCACGGCCCCUCGAUCCCCCACACGGGGUGAAAUGACUAUUUUUUCAAGUCCAGGGAGUAAAAGCUCAUCUUCCUCUUUCUUCUCCUUGAUCGAUCCAAGAUUGAUCCCAAUAUCUUCACCACCACAAAGCCCAACGUGUGGCAAAGGAGAACCAAUCAAGAGAGAGAACCACAGGAAGGGCUCUGUUGUGAAUGUGAACCCAACUAAUAUUCGGCCACAGAGUGAAAGUCCUGAGAUUCGCAAAUACAAGAAGAAAUUCACCACUGAAGUGCUCUGUGCUGGACUUUGGGGAGUGAAUUUGUUGGUGGGAACAGAAAAUGGCCUUUGGCUGCUGGACCGAAGUGGUCAGGGGAAGGUCUAUUCACUCAUUAGCAGAAGAAGGUUUCAGCAAAUGGAUGUGCUUGAAGGACUCAAUGUGCUCAUUACUAUAUCAGGUAAAAAGAACAAGCUGAGACUUUACUACCUUUCCUGGCUAAGAAAUAAAAUCCUCCGAAAUGACCCGGAAGUGGAGAAGAGGCAGGGUUGGACAUCUGUUGGGGAUUUGGAAGGUGCUAUCCACUAUAAAGUGGUGCGUUACGAGAAGAUCAAGUUCCUUGUAAUAGCUUUGAAGAAUGCAGUGGAGGUUUAUGCCUGGGCGCCCAAGCCCUACCAUAAGUUCAUGGCCUUUAAGUCCUUUAGGUCUUUACCACAAAAGCCAUUGUCUGUGGAUCUGACAGUGGAGGAAGGUCAAAGGUUAAAGGUCAUCUAUGGUUCCUCGUCUGGUUUUCAUGCAAUUGAUGUAGAUUCUGGUACGCCGUAUGACCUCUACCUGCCCACACAUAUCCAAGGUUCAAUCCAUCCACAUGCCAUCAUUAUUUUGCCAAACAGUGCCGGAACAGAGGUUCUUGUUUGCUACGAAGAUGAAGGCGUCUACAUUGACACUUACGGCCGCAUCACCAAGGAUACUGUGUUGCAAUGGGGAGAGAUGCCUGCAUCUGUCGCCUACCUCCAAUCCAAUCAAGUGAUGGGAUGGGGAGAGAAGGCCAUCGAGCUCCGGUCUGCCAACACAGGAAACCUGGAGGGAGUUUUCAUGCACAAAAGGGCCCAGAAACUCAAAUUCUUAUGUGAAAGGAAUGACAAGGUCUUCUUUGCAUCAGUACAGUCAGGAGGCAGCAGUCAAAUUUACUUUAUGACAUUGGGUCAGAACUCUCUCUUCAACUGGUAA
Molecule: messenger RNA, 3798 nt
Organism: Nerophis lumbriciformis (worm pipefish)
Lineage: Eukaryota; Metazoa; Chordata; Actinopteri; Syngnathiformes; Syngnathidae
Source: RefSeq, a predicted model, not a curated record